Molecule: messenger RNA, 5502 nt
Organism: Amoebophrya sp. A25
Lineage: Eukaryota; Dinophyceae; Syndiniales; Amoebophryaceae
Source: the annotation of a GenBank genome assembly
GUGGGCAGUGAGCGGGAUAUGAUUCUCGGAAAGCUGGUCCUGAACGUGGCUCUUUUAAACGCUGGCGUGAAACUAGAGCAGAAAACCGAGGAAAGGAUCAUUUCGAAUCUUCAGAAAGUCUCCGCGCAAAAAAUCUACCUCAUGGAGCCUGCAGCACGCGAGGUGAUGGAGUACCUCGUUCGUGCGUCAAAGUCUGGAAAAAAUCACAAGGUGGAAAGAGUGAACAGCCUGAUGCAACUGUUCACUGUCGGAAAGGUCUCAGGCACUGUAUCCCAAGCAGAAGCUUUGGUAAGCGCCGCCAAGAACAUGCACCACGUUGGACUUUUUUUAGGCGCUGCACAAGGUCAAAUCGAAUGGUUGCACAAUGCAAAGAACCUGAAUUCGCUGUUGCACUUUCUGCAAUUGGACUUGAAGCUGAGCAAAGAAACCUACUCCGUGUACCGACCAUGGUACUUUGCUAGUGUGCUCAAGGAAUUCUUUGGAGGUGGUUGUGGAGAAGAAACUACCCGAAGUAAAGGGGAGACGAAGGAGCUGCAAUGGAAAACGGCCGAGGUUGCGGCGAAGAAGCUUUUCGAGACUGUAACUAAAGCAUUGGAGACCACGGCUGGAGCCUGCUCUAGUGAAGCUGGUGAAGAUGGUCGUGACGAUGACGAAACAAGCAAAAACAAUAAGGGACCGAAAAAGCAUCAUGGUGGAGGAAAGAAGAACAAGAACAACAAGGAACAUGGGGGUCGCGAGCAAUGGGCUCAUACCAGCGGCAACCAUGGGAUCAAAAAAGGACUCGAAUUGUUGCGCAUCUGCGUCGAGGUGUUGCCUCGUGCGAAGUUCGGCGCUGCAGCCUUGCCAGCCUUGUUUUCCAGCGUCCUAGUGCGUGUUUUUUGCACUGCGUUGACCCACAACAAGCAUAAGCAGACCGCCAAUGCUCUGUUGCAGGAGCUCCGCAAAGCCAUGCUCACUGACGACAAGAGCUUUCUGGUCGCCCACUGCGACAAACUAAGGGACCGCCUGUUCUUCGAAGCCUACGAAAAUCUUUCGCACACCUCUCGUGAGUACCAGAGGAUGCCUUCGCGUCUGCAACGUGCAUUGAGCUCCCUGCUCUUGCACCGCCUUUCCGGGGAAAAGCUCCACAUCGUGGCUAGCAAAUUGCUGCUCGCAGAGGAAAAAACUACUACCACUUCUACAUCAAGUGCAACCAGUACCUCUUCUUCCAGAAGUACUUCUUCUUCCAAACAAGAGGAUCAUCACGAUUUGGUCGGCCCUGAAGCCUUGUCAAGUCUCACAGCCCACCCGCGAUGCAGCCGCCACAUCCACAAAGCUGUGCUGGCCACGUUUUUGGUGCACGUUGUCGACGUGAAGCGGUAUCCAGCAGCCCAUCUCGAAGAUUUGCGAAAGCGGGUGGAAGAAAACCUCGCCUCCACGACUCUUGCUAAAGCUAUUGCAAAGAAGAUUACCACGACCACCAGUUGUGCUGGAGGUAAAAAGACAUCUAAAUCGACAACUACUGCGGGAGAACAGGAGGACGCGCAAGGGAGGAAGUUGUGGCGAGCGCAAUUCUGGAAAUUGUUGGGCCAAGUGUUGAAAAAAGCGUCCUCAAAGGAAGCUGGGUUCGACAUCCUUAGCUUGGUGUACCUGUUCGCACCACCUGCAUCUUGCCGCGUUCUUGUGAAAAAAGCCGUAGAAGACGGUGAAAACGCUGUUGCUGAUGCUGAGAAAAUGAAGGGAGCUGCAGAUGAUCUGACCAAGCGUGUGCAGGAACUGCUUUCUGUGCACGCAACUACAAGUACAAGCGCCACGACUAGCGGAAAGAAUUCUCCAUCAACAUCGGCUGUUUUGCAACUGCUGCUCGCCAUCGAGUGCGUGCGAUCAAUUGACGACGACCUCGACAACGAGAAAACCAACGAAAUUCUGGAGAAUCUUCUAGAAAAGGUGAAAAUCCUCGACACGACAACGAGCACCACCAAGAAAAAGAACAAGAAGAGCAAAUCUCCUGAGGACAGUAGUUCUUCCACUAGUAGUUGUAAGCAAAUUUUGGUCGACGUUGAAGCCCUGACUGAAGAUCUUCCGCACAUCUACGCAGACACAGUGGGUUUCGUCAAAGACGCUGUGGCGGAGUGCUGGGCUGCGAUCCUCCCAGAACUCUUCCAGAACAAGUCAGACGCUGAGGUACAACUUGCAAUUGUUACUUCUUUUUAUGCUAGAAGAAUUAUCCUGUACAACUCAUUCAUGAUUUGUAUAAUUACUAUUAUGAAAUAGAAACUGUUCUUGUUCAUCUUCAGAGUCGUGCUGUCUAUGGCGUGUUGUUUGUUUCGCUCCUAUAGGAAUGCAUAGUGAAGAUGAGCAUAUUUUUAUUGUACUCACCUACUAGGUCAAACAGGGUAUCGACAAUGAAGAGGUAGCUGACGAAGGCAUGGCAGCAAUGUUUGAGGAGCAACUGAAAUAUGCAAGAGGAGCGGCCGUCGCCCAGUCUCCGGCAAUGCAGGUCCUCUUAGGUUUGUGCCUCACUCUAUGUGAGAGUGGUGCUGAAGAGACAGGUGCUGGUGGUGCUGCUGAAGACGAGGAAGGUGAAGAUGGAAGUGACAUGGAAGAAAAUGUUGACAUGCUAGGUGAAGGUGGUGCUGAAGAUAAGAAGAAAGGCGCAGAAGAUGACGAGGACGACGAAAAGAGUGAGUCCGAAGAUGAAGACGAUGAAAUGAACGGUGGAGACGAGAAGAAGGCCACCACGAGUGGUGCACCAGAACAAGUUGUUGGUCACGUCGUUCACAACAGCUUCAACGAGAUCGCGGUUGCUGAUUCCGACGCGUUGAUGACGAUUCUCACUGAAGAGGAUGCCAAUGACGAAAUGAGCAAGCUCGCGCAGUCCUUUGGAGUGAAUCCGAGCAACAAAACAGACCCGAGUAAGCCUACUUCCAGUGCUGACAGGAAAGUCGAGGCUCUGAAGACCCGCAUGGGGACGCUCGUGAAACAGAUCAAGUACCUGGACUUGGUGGCCGAAUUUUUGGACCAACAAGGGGCGGCAACGACAAAUACUACCUCAAAUACAACAACUUCUACGAGUAGCAGUUCUUCGUCAAGAGGUUCUUCUAGCAAGAAAGAAUCAUCUGAACAACAACAACAACAAGGACAAGCUUCUCCCACCAAUUCAAGUAGCACGACAAACACUGCGGCAUUUGCGAUCGAUAUUUUGCAUCAGCUCUUUGAUGGUCUAGUUGUCGCGAAUAAGCGUAGCGCAAAAGUUGCUACGCAAACUAAGGGUCAAGAGAAAUGCGUGACGUCGGAAGCCACCACGAAGCUGAGGGACAUUGUUCGCAAACACUGUGAAAAGCUGCUGCGAAAGGCAUCUCCGGAAGUGCGUCGAAAAUUCGGCGCACAAGUGGUCCAAACUUGUGCCCAUAUGAAGCUGAAGCUCUCGCAUCUCUUCGAGGCAGGAGCGGCCGCAGCUGUGGCAGCACUAGCGACCAAUGGAAUUGUCGACCAGAGCGUGCUUCAAAGUAACAUUCUUAUAAUCUGCCCUUCUACAGCACCUUGGCUUGAUCACAUCUUAUUCUUGCUUUUUCAUUUUGACAAACAUGCAAGUAGAACCAACUAGAGUUAUCCUGUCCUGUCUUGUUGACUGACACGGAUUCAAUCUAUAAUCCAUCAGUUUGCUUUUACACCAAGAUCAUCUUCGCACCUUUCCACUCAGACACCUUUCCACCCUUUCUGAAUAAUAAAACUACAGACACGUUAGAGCAAUGGUUGAAAAAAGACGACACCAAGUGGGGCCCUACCUUCAUGAAGGCCGUCGCAGAUCGAUAUCCUAAGUCCUUCCUGCAUGUAAAUUGGAUGGCAUUGUUGGAAAAAGAGGGAAAAGCCUUCUGCAAGAACGAAAUCCGAUCCUUCCUGGUCCAUCUCAUCCAGCGAAAUCGGGAUGUGGUAUUUCUGGGUUGUAGUAGUAGUUGAACAAUUGAUUUGUCGGAAACGGGAUUUUUGUUCGUUUUUGAGAAGAAGAUAUUGAGUCCUUUGGUCUUCCACGGUCCACCUCAUUAUUUAUCCUCGGGAUGUGGUAAUAUAAAUAUGUCUGGAUUUUAGUAGUAGUUCAAUUCAUUCGUUUUCGUUCUUCGCGGUCCCUUGUUCGUUGUAGUAGUUGAAUUUAUUUGUCAAAAGAGUAAGUAAGAGUGACUAGAAGAAGAGCGUAGGUAACGCAUGAGUAGAUUGUAGAGGAGUGUACCCCCUCUACUGGGCUGGCGAAUUGUUAGUUACCAGCGAUUUUGUAUAUUUGUCAUAUGCUUUGUCCUUAAUCAGUGAAAAGAUUCGCGGUGAUCAUGGAGAAGAGGAAGAUGGUCGACCAUCUUCUGAGUUGUAUGUCAGACUGUAAGAGGAAGAUGGUCGAGCUGCAUCUUCUGAGUUGUAUGUCAUAACCUUCUUCUAAAUCCUUACGUUAAAUGAUCAUGAUCAUGUUCCUGCUCUUCCUGAUGUUGUAACUCGAACAUCAACCAGAACAUCAACACCUCUUUUCCGUACCUCCAAUAAAAAAUGUAUUUACGUUCAUCUCGAGGUGGAUCUCCUAGGUAGUUGUACCAAUAAAAGCAAAUGUUGAUCCAUUGUUAUUGUUUUCCUCCAUAUCGUCCAGGAAUCUCGAUCUCCCACCAAUUAUAAAAGCAAAUCUUGAUCCAACUACAUUGUUUUACUCCAUAAUUUCCAGGAUUUCGUCCCCGAACUUGCGGCCCUCGUGAAGCAUUGUGUGAGGACGCUAGCGGACGACAGGACGACCAAGAAAAUAGAGCAGGAAACGAUGAGAACUACGCUGCACAUCCUGGAAUUCCUUCGUGAUCAUCGAGGUCCAUGUGAAGCUACAGAGGGAGGAAAAGAAGACUUUGGCCUCGAAUUGUUGGAGACUAAAAAGCAGAAACAUGCGGCAUCAAAAAACAAGAUUUACCAGAUGAUCUGCCAGGCAGAAAAAAUAGUCGAAGCAAGAAGAGCAGCUGCCGGUGGAGGUGGUCAGGCGACAACAUCUUCAAAUAUUUGCCAGAAGAUAGUUCUUGGAGAUGAUGAAGAUGCAACAUCAGCAAAGAAGAAGAGGGCAGCAACAUCAGACAAGGAGAAAGAGACGUUGCCUGCUGUUGAAAAUGAAGGUGAUGAGGAACAGGCUAGCCCACCGAAGAAGAAGAAAAAGCUGAGUGGUAAGAAGAAGUUGUAAAUAAGUAUCAGUAUGUUUAUUAGCGUUUAUCAUUGACCACGAUGUUAGUUGAUACGACUCGUCCACAUGGCAUACUUUCUCCUCCUCCAUCUCGCAAACUUUUCAUCCUCUUUUUUUCUAGCUAAUGAUGAAUGAACAUAUGAUCACUGAUUCUGAUAAGAAAUGACAUCGUAUACGAAGACGAAUACGACUUUGCAGAACAACUAGAAUAUAAAGUACACUGCACAAGAAGAACUUUACAACGAUACCGUAUCGCGUUUCCCUCCUCGCUCAUUAUUUGGUGCUAGUACCUCGUCACAAAGGAGUUAUAUAGAAAAAUGCCGCAC